Messenger RNA from Oncorhynchus masou masou (cherry salmon), 2830 nucleotides. Its product is annotated as collagen alpha-1(I) chain-like. Lineage: Eukaryota; Metazoa; Chordata; Actinopteri; Salmoniformes; Salmonidae. The coding region runs from base 1 to 1023 and encodes 340 amino acids. The transcript is spliced from 3 exons. The record is from RefSeq and is a predicted model, not a curated record.
AUGGAUCUCUGGGUUGGACUGAACCUGCAGGACAGUAGAUCUCCAGGAAGAGGGUUGGGCAGCCCUGGUCUAGUACCUAUAGGUGAUCCUAUAGGACACUACUGCUCCUCACAUGGAGGACUAGGACCUAUAGGUGGUCCUAUAGGACACUACUGCUCCUCACAGGGAGGACUAGGACCUAUAGGUGAUCCUAUAGGACACUACUGCUCCUCACAGGGAGGACUAGGACCUAUAGGUGGUCCGAUAAGACACUACUGCUCCUCACAGGGAGGACUAGGACCUAUAGGUGGUCCUAUAGGACACUACUGCUCCUCACAGGGAGGACUAGGACCUAUAGGUGGUCCUAUAGGACACUACUGCUCCUCACAGGGAGGACUAGGAUCUAUAGCUGGUCCUAUAGGACACUACUGCUCCUCACGGGGAGGACUAGGAUCUAUAGCUGGUCCUAUAGGACACUACUGCUCCUCACAUGGAGGACUAGGACCUAUAGGUGGUCCUAUAGGACACUACUGCUCCUCACGGGGAGGACUAGGAUCUAUAGCUGGUCCUAUAGGACACUACUGCUCCUCACAGGGAGGACUAGGACCUAUAGGUGAUCCUAUAGGACACUACUGCUCCUCACAGGGAGGACUAGGACCUAUAGGUGGUCCUAUAGGACACUACUGCUCCUCACGGGGAGGACUAGGAUCUAUAGCUGGUCCUAUAGGACACUACUGCUCCUCACAUGGAGGACUAGGACCUAUAGGUGAUCCUAUAGGACACUACUGCUCCUCACAGGGAGGACUAGGACCUAUAGGUGGUCCUAUAGGACACUACUGCUCCUCACAUGGAGGACUAGGACCUAUAGGUGGUCCUAUAGGACACUACUGCUCCUCACAUGGAGGACUAGGACCUAUAGGUGGUCCUAUAGGACACUACUGCUCCUCACAUGGAGGACUAGGACCUAUAGGUGGUCCUAUAGGACACUACUGCUCCUCACAUGGAGGACUAGGACCUAUAGGUGGUCCUAUAGGAUACUACUGAUCCUCAUGGGGAGGACUAGGACCUAUAGGUGGUCCUAUAGGACACUACUGCUCCUCACAUGGAGGACUAGGACCUAUAGGUGGUCCUAUAGGACACUACUGCUCCUCACAGGGAGGACUAGGACCUAUAGGUGGUCCUAUAGGACACUACUGCUCCUCACAGGGAGGACUAGGACCUAUAGGUGGUCCUAUAGGACACUACUGCUCCUCACAGGGAGGACUAGGACCUAUAGGUGGUCCUAUAGGACACUACUGCUCCUCACAUGGAGGACUAGGACCUAUAGGUGAUCCUAUAGGACACUACUGCUCCUCACAGGGAGGACUAGGACCUAUAGGUGGUCCUAUAGGACACUACUGCUCCUCACAUGGAGGACUAGGACCUAUAGGUGGUCCUAUAGGACACUACUGCUCCUCACAGGGAGGACUAGGACCUAUAGGUGGUCCUAUAGGACACUACUGCUCCUCACAGGGAGGACUAGGACCUAUAGGUGGUCCGAUAAGACACUACUGCUCCUCUGAUUUGGAUGGAAUUGAGACACUGAUCUCUUACACUCAGUUUUCUUUCUUGUUUUCGCUCUCUCAUUUUCGUUCUGUCUGUCGCUCCCUCUUUUCCCUUCUCUGUGCCCCCUCGUCCUUCUCACGCUAACCCACUCACUCACACUGCUGGGUAGAAGAAAAAAACAGUGAAGUGAUUCCUGUUUUCACAAAUGAGAAAGAAAAGCUUUCUCUCUCUCUCUCUCAUUGUUACAGUUUAUAAGGAGUCAUAUUUCUGUGAUUUAUCCAAGUGCUCUUUUCUGUAACUAGCUGUUACCAAUAGUGUUGAAGUGGUCCUACUGGAGGGGGGCAGGGCAGUGGUGGUAAACUAUGAAGCUGUUUCUCUGUCAAUGUGUUUGUGUGCUUGGAGAAAAGGUGGGACAACCAAAACUGAAUGUCUGCAUUUUGUGUUUGUAUGUGUGCGUAUGUCAGUGAAGUCGUGUGAGCGCUCAAAUGGAAGCCAGCUUGACAUGCAUUGGUAUCAGUAGAAUAAUUGGCGACAUCACACAAGAGAUUUUCCGACUCGGAGCUCAAAAACCUACUCUGGAUUUCCAAAAAGCGAUGCAGGAGGGAGUACUACUUUAACUGUAAAAUUCAGUGAAAUUAACUAGUAUUGAGCUUUUUUUUUGACUGGGAUCGUUGUGAACAGAACACAAAGUUGCUACAGAGAAAAUGUAUGAAUGAAUCACUGUACAAGGUGUGUAGGUACGGAUUUUUAAACCCUGUUUUUAAUUCAGGACUUGUCUCAACACAUCUGGUCUUUGAUCGAGACGCACCAGGCAUGUGAUUUACAACGGUCGACUAGCACUUAGUUACUUAAGCAGACCUCUUUUUACUCGAAUUAUGAGAUUUGUAUGUUUUAUUCUUGUUAUUUUGUUGCUUCGUUUCCUCUUUCAAAUGUCAUAAACGUCUGCUGUACUAUCAAAAAUGGCCGCACAGGUGGUGUUGAGUGGAUCAGUGACGGGGCUCCGUUCUGGCCACAACAUCAGGUGUGUGUUGAAUGUAGUGAUCACGCCCGCUCCUCUUCGUAUGCUGUCUGACUGCUGACAGUCACUGGUCAACGAGAUCCAGGUUUUUCUCUGUCCUGAUAGUCAUGUGAGCCUUGUGUCCAUUGUGUGCCGUUUGGAAAUUGUUUCUGAGACUAACUAUUAUUGUGUUUUUGUCUAGUUCUGUUGUUUUCCACCUCACUGUUUCCCUGACCCCUUUUUGAAGACAUUGCUACUCAUUUAACAUUCAUAAAUGUUUAAUUCAAUGAAAUAUUAUUUCAAUUUAAA